AUGACUACUAACCCGAUAUCUCCUAUCGAGAAUUUGAAGGAACUUAUAAAAUUUUUUGGUUUAUUAACUGGUGCCGUCGGAAUAAAUUGCACAGAACCAAAUUACCGUUUAAAUGCAAAGGCGAUUGUAAUCUUAUUCUUUCUUUUAGUAUAUUGUGUUUCUACGUCGUGGAUAAUUAUCGAAACCAUACAGAGAGACUGGAAGAGCACUUUGGAGAUCCUUUCAACUGUUGGAAGUGCUGUGCUAAUAUCUACAAUACUGAUGAAUGCAAAAAUGUAUAGUAAUGAACUGUAUUAUCUGCAAACGCUACUCGUCCGUUUAUACAAGGAAUAUGAGAAAAGAGACAGAAGCUAUGUCACUGCAUUGAAUGGGUGCUGUGUGCAAGUCAAAGUAUUUAUGAAAUGGACAGCUUUACUCUAUAUAUUUCUGUCUUUUAUACUGACAUCACCACCAUUCAUGUUAUGGAUAUUUAAAGGACGACAUGAGUUGAUAUUACCUUAUUAUAUCCCUGGUUUAAACCUUGAGACGUUGACAGGUUAUUUAAUAACACUUGUUGUGCAAGUGAUCUCGGCAAUUUUAUCAACUUUUGUUUUUUAUGUCGGUGAUUUAUUUUUAAUCUUUUAUUUCGUUCAAAUUAAAAGUCUUUGUGAAAUAUUUCGUUUAAAGGUAAAAGACUUUAAUAACCUCAUUGAUAGUGCACAGCAUAGAGAAACACCUGACAUCGAUGAAGGUUUAAUUGAUAUUAGUGAAGAGAUAGAAUAUGAGAUAUACAACAUAUCCUGGUACAAUUUGUCGGUGUCCCAACAAAAAGUUGUGAGGCUCAUAUUGAUGCAGUCGCAGCAGCCAAAUCAAAUGAUGCUAGCCGGAGUCAUGCCACUAUCAGUUGCUACGGCUUUGCAAAUAACAAAAACAUUAUAUAGCACUUUUAUGAUGAUGGUUGAGUUUAUAAAAAAUUAA
Messenger RNA from Teleopsis dalmanni, 957 nucleotides. RefSeq names its product odorant receptor 67d-like. Gene Ontology annotation, cellular component: plasma membrane. Gene Ontology annotation, biological process: detection of chemical stimulus involved in sensory perception of smell; sensory perception of smell. The record is from RefSeq and is a predicted model, not a curated record. The transcript is spliced from 3 exons. The coding region runs from base 1 to 957 and encodes 318 amino acids. Gene Ontology annotation, molecular function: odorant binding; olfactory receptor activity. Lineage: Eukaryota; Metazoa; Arthropoda; Insecta; Diptera; Diopsidae.